AUGGCUGUCACUGUAACUGAUAUUUGUAAAAUUGUUGGCGCUGUCGUCUUGCCGCCUCUCGGUGUAUUCUUGGAAAGAGGCUGCGGUAUUGACCUCUUGAUCAAUAUUGGUUUAACUAUCCUUGGUUACAUUCCAGGCAUCAGUAAGUGA
Messenger RNA from Rhizopus microsporus ATCC 52813, 150 nucleotides. RefSeq lists its product as uncharacterized. The transcript is spliced from 3 exons. Gene Ontology annotation, cellular component: membrane. The record is from RefSeq and is a predicted model, not a curated record. The coding region runs from base 1 to 150 and encodes 49 amino acids. NCBI's taxonomy places the organism in Eukaryota, Fungi, Mucoromycota, Mucoromycetes, Mucorales, Rhizopodaceae.